Messenger RNA from Penicillium mononematosum, 1428 nucleotides. RefSeq names its product proteasome regulatory particle lid subunit RPN7. The record is from RefSeq and is a predicted model, not a curated record. Gene Ontology annotation, biological process: proteasome-mediated ubiquitin-dependent protein catabolic process. The transcript is spliced from 4 exons. NCBI's taxonomy places the organism in Eukaryota, Fungi, Ascomycota, Eurotiomycetes, Eurotiales, Aspergillaceae. The coding region runs from base 1 to 1428 and encodes 475 amino acids. Gene Ontology annotation, cellular component: proteasome regulatory particle.
AUGGGAUCUGAUCCGCAAUAUAUCAAGUUCCCCAACCUCUCCAUCGCCCAACAUGUCUUCAACCUCUCCAACCCAGCAUGCGCGCCAGCUGUCCAGCAGAGCUCAUUGAAGAAGCUCCAAGAUGUUAUCUUGGAGAACAAAAUGGCUCCUUUCUACCGGCAUCUCGCCCAUCCCACUGAAGGCAUCUUGAACAACUCCGGCGAAGGCGUAACACAGCACCCACAAAAUGGAGGGAACUCAACGCAACCUCUCAUCACGUCCAAUCUUAUUGCAUCUCGUAAAGCACCGGUGAAGAUCGAUUUCCCUUGGGACGAGCAGCUCUACCAGUCUCUACUAGAGGAUAACAAGAAAGAACUGGAGACCUUCCAGAAGGAGGAAGAUGAGGCGGAAGAGGCUGCCGGGGAGACUGAGGUACAAGCUGCGCGCGGGAAGCGAGCUGAGUUCUGGGCUCGUGUGGGAGAUAAGGACAAAGCUGUCGAAUCCCACGAAGCCCUCCUCGAAAAGACUGGAUUCCUGGGCACCAAGAUCGAUCUGGUGAUGGCUAUGCUCCGCAUCGGACUCUUCUUCGGCGACCUUUUGUUUGUGAACAAGACCAUUGAACGAGCAGAGACCUUGGUAGAGAGUGGUGGAGAUUGGGAUCGUCGAAACCGCCUCAAGGCGUACAAGGGAUUGCAUUUGCUCACCAUUCGCUCUUACAGCCUUGCCGCUCCCUCCUUCUCGACAGUCUUGCUCGCCGGAUCCUUGUCGCUCAAGCGUGUGGACUUCAAGGCGAAGGUAGUGGAUGCACCAGAGAUCAAGGCCAUCCUUGGCUCUCCGGAAGACCAACUGGCUGCGCUGAGUGGGGAAGUCUCCUCAGGCCCUGGUGCCCGGGAUGAGGUGAUGAAGGAGACAACAGCGGGACUACCCACACCCGCCGGUGCCAAGACCGCUGUCAACAUCUCCUCUUUCUCAACCGGCUCCGGUGUGCCAGUAGAGACCGAGGCGCCCGUUGACUUCGCACCGCUUGCAAACCUGGUUACCAGUCUCUACAACGGCAACUACCGCUCGUUCUUUGUGGCACUCGCGGCCGUUGAGGACCAGUUCCUGACACAAGAUCGCUAUCUGCACGAGCACCGGGCUUGGUUUGUUCGUGAGAUGCGACUGCGCGCCUACCAGCAGCUUCUUCAGAGCUACCGUGUGGUGGGGCUGAGUGGUAUGGCCAACGACUUCGGUGUGACUGUAGACUACUUGGACCGGGACCUUGCCAAGUUCAUUUCAAACAACCGCAUUGCCUGCACCAUCGAUCGAGUCAAUGGUAUCAUCGAGACGAAUCGACCAGACGACAAGAACAAGCAGUAUGCCGAUGUGGUGAAGCAUGGUGAUUCCCUGAUCACCAAGAUUCAGAAGUACGGCCAAGCUGUGCGUCUUCGCGGAAGUGAGCGAAGCUAA